Molecule: messenger RNA, 1224 nt
Organism: Strongyloides ratti
Lineage: Eukaryota; Metazoa; Nematoda; Chromadorea; Rhabditida; Strongyloididae
Product: Transcription factor, T-box family and p53-like transcription factor, DNA-binding domain-containing protein
Exons: 2
Coding region: 1-1224 (407 amino acids)
Biological process (GO): positive regulation of DNA-templated transcription; cell fate specification; regulation of transcription by RNA polymerase II
Cellular component (GO): nucleus
Molecular function (GO): RNA polymerase II cis-regulatory region sequence-specific DNA binding; DNA-binding transcription factor activity, RNA polymerase II-specific
Source: RefSeq, a predicted model, not a curated record
AUGUUAAAUUUAGAUCAAGACCAAAAUUCUUUUUUUAAUAUUAAUUCUAAUUAUUUAAAUCAUUAUAAUCAAAUGGCACAAAAUUUUCUUCCAAUACCAUCAUUAAAUUACAGUAUUGAUGCUAUUACUCAACAACCAAUAUCUAUAGAUGGAAAUUACCAUAAUAAUCCAACUAAAACUGAAUGUAAUUAUUCUGAGUCAACUCAAGAUGAAUCAUCAUCAUCAACCUCAAAUACUACACUUUCACCAGAUACAACAGCCUCUGAAGCAGCAUCAUCUCCAGAUAUUAAACAAGAACAUCAAAUGAUAAUAAAUAAUUCUAUUCCAAAUUAUUCAUCAUGUAAUGAAUCAUUAUCUAAUCCACAAAAUUCAUCACAAAUUUCUAAUAAUCAAUUUUCGGAAAUUAUAAUAGAUCCUAAUAUAACUGUUUCAAUUACAAAUGAAUGGUUGUGGAAAAAAUUUCAUGGACAUACUACUGAGAUGAUUGUAACAAAAUCAGGAAGAAAAAUGUUUCCUAAACCAGAAUAUACUAUAUCAGGACUUGAUCCAAAUGGAGAAUAUAUGAUAGUAUUUAAGAUAGAUAGAGUAGAUGAUUCACGUUAUAAGUACACUAAUUCUAAAUGGCAAUAUUCUGGAAGAGCUGAAUCAUCAAAAGAUAAUCAAAAUGUUGCAUAUCAUCAGGAUGGUUUACUUCAAAAAGGAAAAAGAUUAAUGGGAAAUAGUGUAUGUUUUGAUCGUGUUAAGCUAACAAAUAAUGUUAAUGGUAAUCAAUCUCAUAUAAUUCUUAAUUCAAUGAAUAAAUAUCAACCAAAAUUACUUAUUUUUCAUUUUGUUAACAAUAGAAGUGUAAUAGUUCAUCAACAUUGUUCGGAAGUUAUGCAAUUUAUAGCUGUAACAGCAUAUCAAAAUCAGGCAAUAAUUAAUUUAAAAGUUCAAUACAAUCCAUUUGCAAAAGGAUUCAGAGAAGGUAAUGGCUUAGAUAGAAAAAAAACAACUAAUAGAAAAAGAACAUUAUCUCGUUCACCACCACUUUCAAAAUUAUCACAAAAUAAUUUUAGUGUACUACCUAAUAAUGGAACCAAUAAUCAACAAUCACAAAUGAUGAUUGGUUUCAAUCCUCCACCAUGGCCAGCAUACCCAUAUUGGAAUCCAACUCAAACAGCAGGAUUUAUGUUUAAUCCUAUGUUUAAUUCUCCAUAUAAUAUGCAAAUGCCACCUUACUAA